This is a messenger RNA of Periophthalmus magnuspinnatus, 2629 nucleotides long. It is a transcript of the gene tnmd, whose product is annotated as tenomodulin. Gene Ontology annotation, biological process: negative regulation of angiogenesis; negative regulation of endothelial cell proliferation. Lineage: Eukaryota; Metazoa; Chordata; Actinopteri; Gobiiformes; Gobiidae. The transcript has 7 exons. The coding region runs from base 81 to 977 and encodes 298 amino acids. The record is from RefSeq and is a predicted model, not a curated record.
AAGGGCACAGAACUGGGACUACUCCUGCACACACUGUGUAUUUCCCCACUGCUGAAGAGCUCAUCCCAGUGCUCUGCAUUAUGGAGGCUUGCAGUCAGUCCAGCAGUCAACAGAUGCUUUGGAAAGAUGUGGAGGGGGGCAAACACAAGAGGUUCCAGGGGUACCAGCGUCUGGCCCUCAUCCUGGCCACGCUCUUCCUGGUGCUGGCCCUGUGUGUGAUCAGCCUGCACUAUCUGUGGAGCCCCACGCCAGGGAGGGUGUAUGACCAACAGUACAAAGCCGUGGUGGAUGGGGUAGAGACUGACAGCGUGAUGGAGAUUGACCCGGGCCGGCGCAUUGAAAUCUUCCGAAUGGGCAACGGCAGUGAAGAAGUAGUUGAGGUGCACGACUUCAAACAUGGAAUUACUGGGAUCCGGUUUGCCAAACAUCAGAAGUGCUACAUCAGGACCCAAAGCAGGAGGCUUCCCCAGGUGACAGAGAUGGAGGCAGAGGACACGCAGUCACUGGCGCAGCAGGCAGCUGAUGGUGCACAUGUGGAGGUGGUGCAGGACUCCAGAGUGUGGGUCCCUGCCGAGGAGCCCAUCAUUAACCCAGCCUUCCUCUUCGACUCCAAGAUCUGGGAGAUUUGCCAGGAGCUGCCCAUCCACUGGAUCCACCCCACCCCUCUAAGUGAUGCUGAGAUGCUGGAGGUGGACACACCUGAUGCAGAGGUCAUAGGUCAGCGGGUCGCCCGUGAUGUCCUGAACCACGUUCCUGUAAAUGACUAUAGGGAUGUCGGCAUCGAGCUGGAUAACCGCUUGGAUGACCUCGGCUACUGCUGCCAGCACUGUCGCCGUGGUUACCGCUACUGCCGCCGCUACCACGAGCCGCUGGGUGGUUUCAACCCGUGGCCUUACUACUACCAGGGAGGCCGCACCAUCUGUCAAAUUGUCAUGCCGUGCAACUGGUGGAUCGCCCGCAUGCUUGGACGAAUCUGAGAGGGAAAGGCCUGUUUUGUCCCUUUAUAUAGGCGGGAUAGUGCAUUGGUUUGAUAAAUAUUUCAGGCCACUUGUGUGAGUAAAGCAGUCCAUUGCACGCAAUUAUUUCCCAAUCAGAAAGUUGGCCCAUUGAGCAUUACUCAGUCUAAAUAGUUUAAUUAGGACUUCAAGAUUUCAGAAUUUUUAAAAAGGCAAAGCUAUUUACCAUGGGCUCUUUUUGGUUCGUUUAUCAACUGUCAGCCUCUCAAAUCCCACUUGAAUUAUAGUUUAAAAUGGUCACAUAAAGCACUGUCUUAUACAUUUUGCAUCAAACUGAUCCUAUUUAACUUUUUUGUACAAUCAUCCCAUUAUUAUCUUUUAUAUCAAAGAGCAUGGCUUAUAUGAAAUUAUAUGUUCCUAUCUUUUAUGUAUUUUUUUCUCAGUGUGUCUGUCUACACACUGUUUUACCAAUUUUGUUUGUAUGUCCAUUUAUAUUCAGAAUAUAAUACAUCAUACCCUACACCAUAGGAAUCCAUUGGAAUGCAUUGGCAGACAUUGCACUGAUCAAGCAUAACAUUAUGACCACUUAAGUGAUGGUCAUUACAUGCUACAUAACUUGAUUUGGAGACCCAUACACACCAAACUGUGAACUACGUUACUAAUCAUUAUAUUUUUAUAUCAUCUUACAAAAUACUGACCUGUAUUAGCUGGUGCUUAAUGAUGAGAUACCUGCAAGUGAACAUAAUGUCAUGCCACAUUAGUCAUUUCAUUCUAGUGAAUUAAGAUGGCUAGCUUGUCUAAUAUAGGCUAGUCUCUAGCUUGAAGAAGGCAUAAGAAACAGUGAUAUAGAUUUGACCAAAAUGUAUCUAUGUUUGUACAAUGUCUGUGUAAAUCUUUAUCAGGAUUCAGUAUUAAAGAAGACAUAGCAGACAUAUUAUGCUUUUUGCUUUAAAUACUUAAUAAGUAAUUAGUAAUACAAUACAACACAGAUCAUUAUUUAACAUGAUUUCAUUUUUGAAAACUGGCUACAUAUAUUUUGUGAAUGAACACUAUAGUUAGUAUAAGGAAGUGGUUAUUAAGGGUAGAUGAAAACACACAUUUUCUGAACCCAAAAUUCAGAGCAAUGUAGGAUUACUCAAAUAUGCACGAAUCAGUCCAAACACAACUUUGAGGGAGCACUAUUAGAUUAUGAUUAAAAGCUCCUAAAAGUUCAUUUUACCAUCUUAAAUGUGGCUUACAUUGCAGUAGUAGCCUAUAUUGGACUGUCAUAAAAUUCAACUAGCCAAAGGCUAGUGUAACAGAAUUGGUUUGUAACCAGAGUGAAAAUAUAACUGUGUUUGUCUGGAUGGUUAAUCUCGAUAUUGAGCCUUGUUCUUUAGAUUGUACGUACCCACAUGUACAUGUUUUACUUGUGCACUUCAUUGUCAUUGGUGCAAAAUCUAUUAACUCACUUGUGUUUCUUCUUCUCUGAGAUGAUACAUUACAUUUUCAUCUGUCUGGCUCAAAUAAACUGUUUGCUGAAGAGCCAGCUCUGCAUUUAUAAUUGUUCUGUCAGGUGCAUAAACACUCUGGUGUAUUAAACGAACAGAACAGUACUUCUCUGUCACUUCGAAACCUUCCUGUACGUAUAUAUCUCUUUGUGAUACUUUCAAUUAAAAUUUCAUUGUAUCGAA